Molecule: messenger RNA, 1999 nt
Organism: Papaver somniferum (opium poppy)
Lineage: Eukaryota; Viridiplantae; Streptophyta; Magnoliopsida; Ranunculales; Papaveraceae
Exons: 1
Coding region: 297-1418 (373 amino acids)
Source: RefSeq, a predicted model, not a curated record
AAACGUUUUCUCGGGAUUUCAUUUUCAAGUUUCUGUAAAAUUGAAUCUUGAUUUUGGGAGACUUUUUGAAUCGGCUUUCUUCUGCUCAACUAGUGGUUCGUUCAGAGUCAACUUCAGCUGCCGCAGAUCCUUAGUGUACUAUCAAUUUCCACUCACCACAACUACCCUCCGGCCAGUCCCGGUGGCAAUACACAUCAAUUAGCCUCACAGGAGCAGUCACAGGCAACAAAUCUUCAACUCUCUAUUAAUUUUAGUAAUUACUGUUUGAAUAAUUUAACUGAAACCUCCGAAGUGAUAUGAGUACUCUAUUACUACUAUUGAUUGUUGUUCUGGGGUUGUUUUUUUACCUAUGCUACGGCGGAUCUCUAAAUUCCACCACCACCACCACCACCACUGACUGGUUUCUAUGCCAGUAUAACUCGUCUAAUUUAACUCCUUACAGGAGGAGAUUGGGUGGUGAUUAUGAUAAGAUUGUAUUGUUAGAGGAAUUCACAUUUGGUGUAAAUUCUGUUCCGUUCAGUAGUUGUCAUGCUUCUACUAUUGUUGAAGUUGAGAAAGACCAUUUUUUAGUUGCGUAUUUUGGCGGAAGUUCCGAAGGAGCGCCGGAUGUGAGGAUUUGGUUGCAGAGAUACAAGGAUGGGUGUUGGCAUUCACCAAUUGUAGCUGAUGAGCAGAUUAAUGUACCAAUGUGGAAUCCGGUGUUGUUUAAGGUUUCUAGAGAUGAGUUGCUUUUGUUCUAUAAAGUUGGUCAGGAAGUGCAGAAAUGGAGUGGGUGUAUGAAGAGGUCUUAUGAUAGAGGCAUGACUUGGACGGAACGCGAACAGCUUCCGCCGGGAGUAUUGGGGCCGAUUAAGAAUAAGCCGAUUUUGCAGAAUGGGAAUUUGUACUGUGGGUCGUCUGUGGAGAGCUGGAACUCAUGGGGUGCAUGGAUUGAGGUUACACCGGAUGCAGGGAAAACGUGGAAAAAGUAUGGACCAAUUUACAUUGAAGGCGAAACCUUAGGAGUGAUUCAACCAGUUCCGUAUUAUACUGCGAAUGGUACGUUACGCGUUCUACUGAGGUCAUUCAGUGGGUUAGAGAGGAUUUACAUGUCAGAGUCUUAUGAUGGUGGAAUUAACUGGAGUUAUGCAAGACCUACGGAACUUCCAAAUCCGAAUUCUGGAAUCGAUGGUGUUAAACUGAGUGAUGGUAGAUUGGUACUUGCUUAUAACACAAUAUCAAGAGGUGUGCUCAAAGUAUCUGUGUCCAAAGAUGAUGGUGAUUCCUGGAGUGAUUUGGUGACACUGGAGGAGGAUUUGGGUAUGGAAUUCUCUUAUCCUGCUGUCAUACAAAGCAAUGAUGGGUUAGUGCACAUUACUUACACAUAUAACAGGACCCAAAUUAAGCAUGUUGUUAUACAGCCUUUAGAAGCCACCUAAUACACAUGUUCUGCUGCAUUUCUUUUCUCAAUGUUCUUAGUCCUUCAAAUUUGAGAUUUAUACAAUUGACAAUGUAUUGUGUUUUCUCGCCUAUCUUUCCUGCAUUAUCUCGUGGCUUCUUUGCAAUUCAUCAGCAGUCAGCAACAUUUGUAAUGGGAUCGCCUUUUGUUAUAUUUUAGAAGGUGCAGAAGAAAUUGAAGACAUGGCUGACUUGUUUCACUUAAUCAGUGACGAUGUGGCAAGCCACUCUUGCAGGCAAGCAGGUGAGGAAAAAAAAAGAACAAAAAAAAAAAAGUUGGGAACCCACUAUGCAUAUUAUCAGAGCCAGGUUACGAUUCUGGGACCUGUGGGUUAUGGGCCCACCACGCUUCGGCUGCGCCACUCUGAUUUGUUGACAAUCAGCUGCAAUUUAGUUAUAGGUACAAAGCCAACGUUAAUGACCGACCUGAGUAGAGAUAGUUUCCCUGUCAUUCUCUCGCCUGAAACAUUUUCUCAUUGGAUCAACUAAAAAAAUGAAUAAUUGCACUUUCCUGUUGGAUGAUGCAUGUAAAUGAGCUGAAAACUAAUGAAAAGACUCUUGA